Dentiscutata erythropus is the source of this 249-nucleotide messenger RNA. NCBI's taxonomy places the organism in Eukaryota, Fungi, Glomeromycota, Glomeromycetes, Diversisporales, Gigasporaceae. The record is from the annotation of a GenBank genome assembly.
AUGAUGGCGUGCGAGAAUGAUAGUAGUAAAAAGAAGAUCGAUAAUAAUAAUAUAAAGAAGAACCCACCUAAAUCGAACGGUGUAAACUCAAUCAAAUAUGCUGAAAAGUCCAAUGAUGAAAAAGGAUCAAAAUACGAUCUUGAGCUGAUAAAUAAUAUUGAACGAGUGAUGAAUACAAAGCCAAAAUCAGGUGGAAUCGAUGAAAAGCGCAAAGAUCUGAUGACAAUUGGAAUUCAAAACAAAUAUUAG